Thermochaetoides thermophila DSM 1495 is the source of this 1758-nucleotide messenger RNA. RefSeq lists its product as uncharacterized. The coding region runs from base 1 to 1758 and encodes 585 amino acids. The transcript has a single exon. NCBI's taxonomy places the organism in Eukaryota, Fungi, Ascomycota, Sordariomycetes, Sordariales, Chaetomiaceae. The record is from RefSeq and is a predicted model, not a curated record.
AUGCCGGAUGCACGAGCGGAUUCUGCGGCCGCUGUGGCCGCUGCUGCCAACUCAAAGCAGCCUCUCCGGGACCCUUCCCGAGAGCAUGAUGCCGGCCGCUCCUUAUUAGCCCCUGGGCCAGCUGCCCAGGAUUCAGGAGGCCUUCUCUCUUCCUCUCCCACUUUCUCAGAUUCCCACUCCCCCUUUUCCACCACCUCUGUCAUAGCCAGCCAACCGCCGGUUACCGUCGCGGCUUCUUCGACAGGGCCUCAGUCCAAAUCGGAGCCUGGUCCCCUCCAGCCGAACCACAUCACUCAGAGAGACAGGCCUUCGUCUUCUUCUCUGGCUCCAUCGGCCGUUGAGGCUCAACCAGUGCCAGCCUGCAAUACCACAGGACAAAAACAAAACAAAAAGGACUCGUCAAGAGACAGUUGCCACUCCAGCCAAGCAGCAACAUCAGGCUCCCAGCCUAAAACUUACUCACAGCCCGUCCUGGUCAAAACAUAUAACGGCCCUCCCACAUCCCGGGGAUCUCGAGGCGCCCGUUCUCACUACCGCAGCAACAGCCGGGACUUCUCGCGAUCCGUCACUCUCCUCUCUUCCUCAGCACCAGGCAUAGACGCCCUCGCCGGUCAGCCCGCUCAGCCCACAGUGACUGGUGUCGGUGUCGAUGUCAGCAGUACAUACAAUCGGGUCAGUCUCGACGACGGCGCAGGUGCGAAUGCUCGAACAAUCAACGACAUGUCAGUCUUCUACAGACCGAGAAAGUCCUCCUCCAGCAGCGGGGGUAAGCUCGCCAAGUGGUGGCCGUGGCGUGCCCGCGAGGAGCCGGAUGAACCGAGACUCCCUCCCUUAGAGGCGUUCUCUUUCAAGAACUUGUUAGCAGAUGCGCAGACCCGCGGAAGCGAGUAUGAUAUCACUGCCGAUUUGGAUCGUAUUGCUGAGAUCUGUGCCCGCUCACGGUACUCAUUGAGCAAUCAGUAUGAGGUCCACGUUGCGCCACACGGCUCGGGGGCCUCAUUUGUGUCAGGCACGGCCCCGUCAACUACCUCAGCGCCUGUUCGCAGGAAGACGGGACCAAGUCACAGCCGGAGCAGCAGUGCCGGCAGUAUAGCGAUGAACACAAUCCCCUCGGAAGACGAAGGAUCCGUUUCGUCCGCCCAGUCCAGGAGAAGAGCCCUUGGCCGGCGCAGGAGCAUGGCAAUGUGUACUCUGGAGACCAUCAUGUCCACGAGCCGCUCGUCGGACGAGGAUAAGUCCAAGAAGAUGUCAGCGUCCGAACUGAUCAGCGAAGUCAGGGGAAGAGCAGCACGAAAGGCAGGAGAUAGCGGGGCAGUUGAAGGAUCGAGCACUCAAGCACCAGACACUGCUCCUCCUUCUAGCAACAAGCUGGCGCGCAAGAAGUCUGCCUCGUUCGCGACGGCCAUUAUCAAUAAUAGCAGUGGCAGCAACGAGUCUGUCACAGCCGCAGCUUCCUCGUCCACUCUUCCUAGUGCCGGCGCGGCCUCGCUACACAGCGAUCCUGCGCGUCCGCAGACAUCGCAUAGCUCACUUGGCAUUGGCACAACCACUUUCCCUGCACAGCAUUCCGAUCAAGGACCGGCUACAACAGGACAUCACAGCAGUGGCCACGCUAGCGGCGGGCUGGGCUCAUGGACCUCCUGGCUUCCAUCGUGGAGCGGAACGAUGCACACGACAGCUCUGCGCCAAAGGGCCACCGGUAUUGGGGCGCAGCCAACUGAUGCCGAAGCAAGCUUGAGACAGCUGCUGGCAAGGUAG